Messenger RNA from Amyelois transitella, 1839 nucleotides. RefSeq lists its product as uncharacterized. The coding region runs from base 100 to 1839 and encodes 579 amino acids. The transcript has 6 exons. The record is from RefSeq and is a predicted model, not a curated record. Gene Ontology annotation, molecular function: protein binding. NCBI's taxonomy places the organism in Eukaryota, Metazoa, Arthropoda, Insecta, Lepidoptera, Pyralidae.
UUAACAACAUACAUGCAAUGCAGCAAACUUUCAUGAUGUAUGUAACAAUAUAUAUCAUGAAAGUUUUUAAUAUCUCGUUAAAUUUAUAGAACUGCUCCGAUGGCAGGCACUUUACUUGACCACGAGUCAUGGGAGAAUUUACUCAGAGUGGCACCGCUAAUGGCGGGCCGACUUGAGGAGACGGUGCCUCAGAAAAUCAUGGAAGAAUUGGAAAAGACUUCUGAUACUGAAGUCACACAAAGCGGAAAUCAAGCCAAUACGACAAAGAUUCCUUUGGAGCAAAAAAUGAAUUCCAUGGUUAGAAGAAAGCGCAAAAAGCGUUUUAUCCAAGGGAUCAUGAUUGAUGACGCGAAGCCGCACCAGUUGGCGACGAAAGAAGAAGUGUCGACCACCACCUCAUCCUCCGUCCAGAUCUCAGACAUCCAGCAGUUCGCACAGCUCGUCGAGCUGAUUGAUGAUGAUAUACACGACAGAGCAGCAUUACGGUACCUAAGCCAAUACGUGGGCCAGCCCAUGUUCAACCUGUGCAACUACGACCAGCCCAAACCUCGCUACGUCCACCUCUUCAAGUCAUCAAGAUUAGUUGUGGCUAUUGGCAAUUUUACGUUGCGAAGAAUGCAACUAGUGAUGACUCCUGCCAGGAUGCUGUACACCGGGCGUUCUCGGUGUGAGCAAUCUCAUCUCGAGUGCCAGGUGGCUGGCAACAGGGUGUGCAUUGACUCUAUGAGCGCAUGCGACGGCGUGGCCAACUGUGGUACACCAGACAUAUACGACGAGGAUCGGCUGAUGUGCGGCGCAUACGUGGGUCUUCGGCACAACGUGUGUCUUGCAGCGAUCACGUUCAUAGCAGUCCUGCUCACAUUUAUCUAUAUGGUACAUUAUUGGCUAGGCCGCUGCGUGCCUAAAGUCUCCGAGGCUUUCUUUAUUUACACGGAGGGAGAUGAAAACAUAUUAUAUCUAGAUACUGUUAUGCGUUCACCGCAUGAUAUCGGUACGGGCGUAGUUGGCGCGAAGUCAUUGGAUGCUUUUGAAAUUGACGCGCUAUUUACAGUCGAAGCACCAAAAACAUCCAAAUUCCGAUCCUUGUUACAUAAUCUUCUUCCAUGUUGCUUCAAGAAAGUGGAUAAAAAUAAAUCAGUUUCAGUAGACUGGGACCAACUUCAUUCGUCGCCUACAAAUACGAUGUUUUCCUUCCCAGAGUUAGAGAUUCGUAGAAUGGCAAACAUGGAUCAUAAAGAUAUUUGUGUCCAGACUGGAGAAAGUUUAGAAAUGCAAAAUAUGCCAUUAACGAUAAAGGCAACAUCAAAAGAUCCGGCAGAACGGCAGAGAUCAGUAAAUUUGACCUCGCCAGUAUCAAGCGACGAACAAAAACGGAUAAAUGAUGAGUUAAAUAUUAUGAAAAUAUUGAACAAACGUAGAAUAGAUAGUAUGGCUACUCGUACUAGUUACAAGCUAGGUGACUACGAAGAAUUAACAGAACUGUCCCCCAAUCUUGAGCAAGGUCCUGAGGAAAUGGAGAUACAAAACCAAUUUUAUGAUCCUAGAUGGCAGGAGCAAAGUAAACGGUACCAGCGAAGAAGUGCUCAUUCAAAAAUAUUAAAGGAUGAUGCAAUACCAAAAAUGUCAAAAUUAGUGACAUCUAAGCGGCUGAGAUUUAGUGAAGAUGUUGUUAAUAUUCCUAGAACUAGGGGUUACUCCGACGACGAAGUGUCGAUCUCGCAGAAUGAUGACAAUACUAAGCCUCAAGAUAAUGUUAACGAAUCAGGCCCGAGCACCAGUAAAGAUUUCAAGCGUUUCUGGGGGGGUUCAAAGGGAAGGAAAUCGAAGAAAAAGACAUAA